Messenger RNA from Truncatella angustata, 1377 nucleotides. RefSeq names its product mitochondrial import inner membrane translocase subunit Tim54. The transcript has a single exon. The coding region runs from base 1 to 1377 and encodes 458 amino acids. NCBI's taxonomy places the organism in Eukaryota, Fungi, Ascomycota, Sordariomycetes, Amphisphaeriales, Sporocadaceae. The record is from RefSeq and is a predicted model, not a curated record.
AUGGCCGACACCAAGCCCCCUGGGGCGCCCGCCGCUGCCUCAGCGGCCGCAGCAGCAACCUCCGCAGCAGCAACCUCCGCAGCUGCCAACUACAAAGCCGCUCCCCCCAACCCUGCUCUGCAGAUGAUGGGCUUUGGAAUGUUGCCCAAGAAACUUCCAUCGCGCAAUUGGUUGAUCUUCUGGGCCAUUACAGGCUCGUUCUCGGCCGCCAUCAUAUACGACAAGAGGGAGAAGAAGCGCGCCACUGCGAGGUGGAGCAGAGCCGUAUCGCACUUGGCCAAGGAGCCCGUUCACAGCCCGACACAACUCCCCAGGAAACUCACCAUCCUCCUUGAAAGCCCGCCCAACGAUGGAUUGAGGGUCGCUCAGGACCACUUCACCGAGUACAUGAAGCCCAUCCUGGCUGCCUCUGGCCUCGACUGGGAGUUCAUCCAGGGUCGCAAGGAAGGCGACGUCAGGGCGGCUGUUGCCGAGAAGAUAAGGCGCACGCGACGACUACAAGAAGGCGUCAUCAGCGAUGAGGGCCAAGAGCCGACCGGCGAAGAGAUAGUCAAAGGCAUAAGGGAAAGGAACGCGACGCCGGAGUGGGCCGGCAUCAACGGCGAUAUUGUCGUCGGCCGGCAUACGUGGAAAGAAUACAUCCGAGGUCUACAUGAAGGCUGGCUGGGACCGUUAACAGCUCCUCCCGUUCCGGAGGUGGCCAAGCUUGAGAAGCCUGUCGAGUCUAGUGACGGCACCGAAGAGACGAAGGAAGGGGAAAAGAAGGAGGAGGAAAAGACAGAGGAGGAAAAGAAGCCCGAAAGGCCACCGCAACCUUUACCAUACAACACCACAAACGACUACGACACUUCAAGCCUCCCCAGACAAAUACCUUCCGAGUUCUCACCUUCAGUACCGAUUGCUUUCCCUCAUCUUCUUGGAUUCACAAAUACAUUUAUUCGCCUCGGCCGAUUCCUGAAUCGUCGUCACCUGGCUGACGAGGUCGGACGUGAAGUCGCUGCCGUCUGCCUGGGACAUGCCAGAGAGUACCGCGAAGAUGCAGUCGGUGAAGAGCCCGAACUGAAAGCUGUAUUGGAGCACGAGGAGAAGGACUGGCAUAAGUCUGUAUGGAAGGAGGAGAAGCCCAAGGAGGGUGAAGUAGUCGGUGCGACGCCCGCUCCUGAGAAGAUCUGGAUCAGUCCCAUUGUCGUUGACUCGAGGUUAUCGCAGCGUAUGCGACGUUUUGAAUUAUCGCCCGAGGAUGAGGCCCGCGCACGAGAGAUCGUGGUACCAGAAGAAGAUGUUGAAGGCUGGCUCAAGGGCAGCUUCAGAAGUCUAUACCGGUGGGCGGUUUCGCCUGCUCCGCCAAGAAUGUACUCCUCAGACGACGACGAAUGA